Molecule: messenger RNA, 1185 nt
Organism: Puccinia triticina
Lineage: Eukaryota; Fungi; Basidiomycota; Pucciniomycetes; Pucciniales; Pucciniaceae
Exons: 5
Coding region: 1-1185 (394 amino acids)
Biological process (GO): glycerophospholipid biosynthetic process; lipid modification
Cellular component (GO): endoplasmic reticulum; membrane
Molecular function (GO): 1-acylglycerophosphocholine O-acyltransferase activity; 1-acylglycerol-3-phosphate O-acyltransferase activity
Source: RefSeq, a predicted model, not a curated record
AUGGUCCUCGUCAUGAAACUUUCGACCUUUGCUUGGAAUGUCUACGAUGGUCAACAGCCACCUGAGAGUUUGGACCCAUAUCAACGUUCUACUGCAAUCAGGGAGCUUCCAGGACUGCUCGAAUUUUUCGGUUACUGCUUCUUCUUCCCAUCCUUGCUCGUCGGACCGGCAAUCCCGUUUAGCGAUUACUCCAAAUUUACUACUGGUCGUGAUCAAGGCCUUGGUAUACCUUCUGGCCGUGGAGCUCAUGCGUUGCGCAAAAUCGUCACUGGUCUACUUUUUGCUGCUCUCGUUGGCCUGUACGGUGGCCAAUGGAGUUACGAAAGAAUAUUGGAAGACGAAUUUCUAACCAAAAGCUGGUUGCAGAGACUAUGGCAUUUGCAGGUUGCUGGAUUCAUGUCAAGAGCGAGGUAUUAUCUAGUCUGGAGUCUAGCUGAGGCCUCGUUAGCGAUGUCCGGAUGUGGAUUCGAUCGAAUUAAAGGCGACUGGUCCGGUGGACGCAACAUUGAAAUCAAGGAGAUCGAGCUAGCACAAAACUACAAGGCAGUGUUUGACAAUUGGAACAUGAAAACGAAUAUUUGGUUGAGGGAAUGCGUUUAUAAACGAGUGGCUGUCAUUGAGGGGAACAAACCAGGGUUUUUGUCGACGAUGGCUACAUUUGGAGCAUCCGCUGCUUGGCACGGCCCAUUACCAGCCUAUUUCGUGGCCUUUAUCUCAGGGGGCUUUCUACAAGCCCUGGGUCGGUCGAUCCGAGGGGCCAUCAGACCAUUUUUCCUUGCUUCUUCGCGGACGAGCAAGAUGGUCUAUGAUGGCACGUGCAUCAUUGGUACACAGACCACGUUAAACUACCUGGUCGUGCCGUUUGUAUUGCUCGACAUUGGAGGAACAAGGGUAGUUUACAACCGACUCGGCUGGUAUGGCCACAUCAUCGCUGGCAUCCCGAUGCUCGUUUUAUGGGCUGGCGGAUUGGAACGCAAACUGCGAAAGCGUCACGCGACGAAUGUCACCGAGAAGGACAAGAAAGCGCCGAAAGUACACAAGCAAACCAAAUUCAACAUCACCGAGCCCCUCGUCGUCGCCUCUGGAAAUACCAAGACACUCAUCACUGCCACUACCAAUCCCGUCGAUGGCCAAAAGACUAUCUCUAUGACCACUGUCAUUGACGCAAAACUCAAAUCAAGCUGA